Molecule: messenger RNA, 2655 nt
Organism: Saccharomyces kudriavzevii IFO 1802
Lineage: Eukaryota; Fungi; Ascomycota; Saccharomycetes; Saccharomycetales; Saccharomycetaceae
Gene: SNF3
Product: glucose sensor
Exons: 1
Coding region: 1-2655 (884 amino acids)
Biological process (GO): transmembrane transport; carbohydrate transport
Cellular component (GO): membrane
Molecular function (GO): carbohydrate:proton symporter activity
Source: RefSeq, a predicted model, not a curated record
AUGGAUCCUAAUAUGAAUGGUUCUAGCGAAACAUUACAAGAGAAACAGGGUUUCCUAGACAAAGCUCUGCAGAGGGUGAAGGGCAUAGCGCUGCGACGAAACAAUAGCAGCAAAGACCCUAAAUCAGAUGACGCUCCAAGUAGUAUACAAACUCCUACUGGCUUACAGUCAGAGGGUUUUGACAGGCAGUCAAAUGCAUUCUCCGUGCUUACAGACGACAUUUGCACCAUAGACAACACCUCGAUAUUAUUUUCAGAGCCUCCUCAGAAACAGUCCAUGAUGAUGUCCAUAUACGUAGGUGUAUUUGUUGCUGUUGGCGGGUUUUUGUUUGGUUAUGAUACAGGCCUAAUCAAUAGCAUAACAUCCAUGAAGUACGUUAAGUCGCAUGUGGCACCUAAUCACGAUUCUUUUACCGCUAAAGAGAUGUCCAUCCUGGUGUCAUUUUUGUCGUUAGGGACUUUUUUUGGGGCUUUAACUGCACCUUUUAUAUCUGAUUCGUAUGGCAGAAAACCUACUAUCAUUUUUAGUACACUUGUCAUAUUUUCUAUUGGAAACUCUCUGCAAGUAGGAGCCGGAGGAAUAACGUUAUUAAUCGUGGGAAGGGUCAUUUCAGGGAUUGGCAUAGGUGCAAUUUCAGCUGUUGUGCCGCUUUAUCAGGCAGAAGCUACGCAUAAGUCGCUAAGAGGUGCCAUUAUUUCCACCUAUCAAUGGGCAAUCACUUGGGGUUUAUUGGUGUCAAGCGCAGUGUCUCAAGGGACACAUGAAAGAAACGAUGCAUCUUCAUAUCGAAUACCCAUUGGAUUGCAAUACGUUUGGUCAUCGUUUCUUGCUAUUGGAAUGCUUUUCCUGCCAGAAAGCCCUCGUUAUUACGUCUUAAAAGACAAAUUAGAUGAGGCUGCUAAAUCUCUAUCAUUUUUGAGAGGUGUUCCUGCUCAUGAUUCUGGGUUGCUAGAGGAGCUCGUUGAAAUAAAGGCGACUUAUGAUUACGAAGCGUCAUUUGGAUCUUCCAACUUCAUAGAUUGCUUUAUCUCAAGUAAAAGUAGACCAAAGCAGACUUUAAGAAUGUUUACAGGGAUUGCCCUUCAAGCAUUUCAACAAUUCUCCGGUAUCAACUUCAUAUUUUACUACGGUGUGAAUUUUUUCAACAAGACAGGGGUCAGUAAUAGUUAUUUAGUUUCCUUCAUUACUUAUGCUGUUAAUGUUGUCUUUAAUGUUCCUGGUUUGUUUUUUGUGGAAUUCUUUGGUAGGCGUAAGGUUUUAGUUUUUGGCGGUGUAAUCAUGACCAUAGCUAACUUCAUUGUCGCCAUCGUUGGUUGUUCGCUGAAGACUGUAGCAGCUGCGAAAGUUAUGAUUGCGUUCAUCUGUUUAUUCAUAGCUUCCUUUUCCGCCACAUGGGGUGGUGUCGUGUGGGUUAUCUCAGCAGAAUUGUACCCAUUGGGUGUGAGGUCUAAAUGCACUGCUAUAUGUGCUGCGGCAAACUGGCUUGUAAAUUUUAUUUGUGCUUUAAUUACCCCUUACAUUGUGGAUACCGGCUCUCAUACUUCAUCAUUGGGUGCAAAAAUAUUCUUUAUUUGGGGAUCCUUAAAUGCAAUGGGAGUAAUAGUGGUUUACUUAACUGUUUAUGAGACUAAGGGUUUAACCUUAGAAGAGAUUGACGAAUUAUACAGCAAAUCAUCUUCUGGGGUAGUUUCGCCAAAAUUCAAUAAGGAUAUUCGAGAACGCGCAUUGAAAUUUCAGUACGAUCCUCUACAAAGAUUAGAAGACGACAAGAACAAUUUUAAUGCUAAAAGAAAUAGUUCUGAAGACCAAACACCGAGAAAUAAUUUUCGAAAUACAACAGCAGGGGAAGUGAAUCAUAGUCCCAAACAAGAACAAAUUCAAUCGUUUCCUGGACAUUCUGACGUGCCAAAUACUACUAAAAUAACUCAAGGCAUAAGCGAAGAUGAUGGUGUAACAGUUCCUGUCAACCCUUCCUUGAAGGGCAUUUCAGUUCCACAAGCAGCUGGAUCUGUCAAAAUGAAAACUAAGUAUGUCGACUUAGGAAAUGGUCUAGGCCUCACCACGUAUAAUAGAGGUCCUCCGUCCCUCUCAAGUGAUUCAAGCGAAGACUAUACCGAAAAUGAGAUAGGCGGGCCCUCAUCUCAAGUUGAUCCAAGUAAUAGAAGUACCAUGAAUGAUAUUAAUGAUUAUAUGGCUCGUUUGAUUCACAGUAACUCCACCACCAGCAAUGCCACUGAUAAACUGUCCGGUAACCAAAGCACAAUUCGCUAUCAUACGGCAUCUUCCCACUCAGAUACUACCGAAGAAGGUACCAAUUUGAUGGAUCUGGGAAACGGGCUCGCCCUGAAUGCCUAUAGCAGAGGUCCACCAUCAAUUUUAAUGGAUUCCAGUGAUGAAGGUGAAGAUGACGAUGAGGAGCCAAAUGAUGAUAUAAACGAAGCUCAAGGCAUAGGUGCUAUGAAAGAACGUAUGGCACAGUUUGCCCAGAGCUAUAUUGACAAGGAAGGUGGUCCAGUACCCGAAACUUCAUGUUAUGGUUUGAACAGUUCUUUCCCCAUUUUGGCUGGUGAUGAUGAAAGUGAUAAUGGAAGUCUUAAUUCGAAUGAACAAACUUCAACCAGGCGUCCUGUAAAUGAAAAUAAUAAUUUAAAAUAA